Molecule: messenger RNA, 186 nt
Organism: Clonostachys byssicola
Lineage: Eukaryota; Fungi; Ascomycota; Sordariomycetes; Hypocreales; Bionectriaceae
Source: the annotation of a GenBank genome assembly
AUGCCUCAGAAUCAGAUGACCAAGGAGGACUCCUCCCGAAUCCAGUCAACCCAGGCGAAGUCAGGAGGCGACAUGGGCUUUGCCUCACGUGCUCAAUCUGCGGCUGAUUCUAGAGCCAAUAACAACAAUUCUGGCGGUGGCGGAGGACAGUCCAAGGGAACCGAUGCGACCAUCAAGAAGAAUUAA